Messenger RNA from Lactuca sativa (garden lettuce), 1233 nucleotides. It is a transcript of the gene UREG, whose product is annotated as urease accessory protein G. Gene Ontology annotation, molecular function: nickel cation binding; GTPase activity. Gene Ontology annotation, biological process: urea catabolic process. The record is from RefSeq and is a predicted model, not a curated record. NCBI's taxonomy places the organism in Eukaryota, Viridiplantae, Streptophyta, Magnoliopsida, Asterales, Asteraceae.
CCUAAUCCUCAUCCCACACCUCACACUUCACUCUUCACUCUUCACUCUUCACUUCUUCAGCAGUCUUCACACCUCACGCCAAACCCUCACACUCAACACUGCAAAACCUCAAACAAAUGGCAUCGCACAAUCACGACGACCACCAUCACGCACAUGAUCACGAUCACGAUCAUCAUCACCAUCACGAUCACGAUCAUCAUCAUGCGAACGGGAAAUCAAAUGGAGACUCAUCAUUUGUGGGGAAAGACGGGAAGGUGUACCAUAGCCACGAUGGUCUCGCACCACAUUCACACGAACCAAUUUACUCACCUGGAUUCUUUAACAGAAGAGCACCUCCACUUGUUACAAGGGAUUUCAAAGAAAGAGCUUUCACCAUUGGCAUCGGUGGCCCUGUUGGAACUGGGAAAACAGCUUUGAUGUUGGCAUUAUGUAGAUUUUUGCGUGACAAAUACAGUCUUGCUGCGGUCACAAAUGAUAUAUUCACAAAAGAAGAUGGUGAAUUUUUGGUGAAAAAUGGAGCACUCCCUGAGGAAAGGAUAAGAGCUGUGGAGACAGGUGGUUGUCCACAUGCUGCCAUUAGAGAAGACAUCAGCAUUAAUCUUGGACCUCUUGAGGAGCUUUCUAAUUUAUACAAAGCAGAUAUACUUCUUUGUGAAUCUGGUGGAGAUAAUUUAGCUGCUAAUUUCAGUAGGGAACUGGCGGAUUAUAUAAUUUAUAUAAUUGAUGUUUCUGGAGGCGAUAAAAUUCCUAGGAAAGGAGGCCCAGGCAUUACACAAGCUGAUCUUCUUGUUAUAAAUAAGACGGAUCUUGCACAAGCAGUUGGGGCUGAUUUGGGAGUCAUGGAGCGUGAUGCACUUCGAAUGAGAGAUGGUGGGCCAUUUGUAUUUGCUCAGGUGAAACAUGGGGUUGGUGUGGAAGAAAUAGUGCACAACAUUUUGCAAGCUUGGGAAGCGACAACAGGGACAAAGCGUCGCUAAUUAGUAUUCUAGUUUCUUUGAGGGUAGGGUUCAUGUGUGCUUUUAUUUUCUUUAAUGUUUCGUAGACUUUUGCGCUUUUUUUUUUUUUUUUUUUUUUUUUUUUUUUUUUUGACUCAUGUGGAUUUUACAUGAAAGACAAAGUUAUUAGUCAUUUGUAGAAGAUUUCCCUUACUUCAUAAUAUAUGUAUAUGGAGAGGGAUAAAACAUGUUAGUGUGCAUGGUAAAUAGAAUAAAAAGUAGCCAUCGAUUUCUAGCU